GUGGCGCGGCCGAGUCAUCUCUUGGCUUCGCCGCUCGGAUCUCCCAUCCCUCCCCCCGCCCCGGCGCGGGGGGUCGACCAGCCAAGAGGGGCGGGAGGCGACUCGGACCCUCCUCUUCAUUUCGUUCUGGCCAGCUCCCCGGCUACCCGCGCUGGGGCCUGGGGUCCUCGGGGCCCGCGAGGCCCGGUCUGAGAGGCCGGGGCCUACGUGGGCCCGCUGCUGGGCCCCAUGAGGCAUAGCCUGACCAAACUGCUGGCGGCCUCGGGCAGCGAUUCCCUCACCCGCAGCGAGAGCCCGGCGCCGGCCGCGACCUGCUCGCUGCCCCCGGACUUGACCCGGGCGGCAGCGGCGGCGGAGGAGGAAGAGACGGCGGCGGCCGGAUCUCCCGGCCGCAGGCAGCCGCGCGGCGACGAGGCCGAGUUGGAGGCCGGGAGGGGGAGCCGCGGCGGCGUGGCCGUGCGCGCGCCCUCGCCCGAGGAGAUGGAGGAGGAGGCGAUCGCCGGCGUCCCCGGGGAGGAGACGGAGGACAUGGACUUUCUGUCCGGGCUGGAACUGGCGGAUCUGCUGGACCCCCGGCAACCGGACUGGCACCUGGAGCCCGGGCUCAGCUCUCCCGGGCCUCUCUCUUCGUCCGGCGGAGGCUCGGAUAGCGGCGGCCUGUGGAGAGGGGACGACGACGACGAGGCCGCGGCUGCCGAGAUGCAGCGCUUUUCUGACCUGCUGCAGAGGCUGUUAAACGGGAUCGGAGGCUGCAGCAGCAGCAGUGACAGUGGCAGCGGUGAAAAGAGGCGGAGAAAGUCCCCAGGAGGCGGCGGCGGCAGCAGCGGCAACGACAACAACCAGGCGGCGACAAAGAGUCCCCGGAAGGCGGCGGCGGCUGCUGCCCGUCUUAAUCGGCUGAAGAAGAAGGAGUACGUGAUGGGGCUGGAGAGUCGAGUCCGGGGUCUGGCAGCCGAGAACCAGGAGCUGCGGGCCGAGAAUCGGGAGCUGGGCAAGCGCGUCCAGGCACUGCAGGAGGAGAGUCGCUACCUACGGGCCGUCUUAGCCAACGAGACCGGACUGGCUCGCUUGCUGAGCCGGCUGAGCGGCGUGGGACUGCGGCUGACCACCUCGCUCUUCAGAGACUCGCCCGCCGGUGACCAUGACUACGCUCUGCCGGUGGGAAAGCAGCAGCAGGACCUGCUGGAAGAGGACGACUCGGCGGGAGGAGUGUGUCUUCAUGUGGACAAGGAUAAGGUGUCGGUGGAGUUCUGCUCGGCGUGCGCCCGGAAGGCGUCGUCUUCUCUUAAAAUUUUCUUUUUUAGGUGAUUUCCUUCCUGCCAGGCUCCGUUGUAGGGGUUACAGAACAGUCGUUCCCGCCUCACAACCUGGUAAGGAUCCAUCUCUUCACGUAACGCUCAUGCUCUGCUGCUUAGUCUACUUUAAUGGGCAACAUCUCAAUUUGUGUGUGUGUGGUUUUUUUUUUUUUUUCUUUUUUGGAAGGUGGGAGGGAGAUCUAAUUUGGGCCCUGUCCACCCUGGAAACAGACUUGUGCUGGUCAAUAAUGUAUUUAAGAUGCUUCUUCUGGUUAAAAUAGCUGUUAAUGUGUCCCCUUGUUCAGACUUGCGUGUACCUAGCUCUUCUGUCCCCAGUGUGGACAUGGCCUUGGAUGACAUCGGUUCCAACUGUACACUGAAAGCUGCUAAUAGAGAUACAGUUUGGAGACAGUGACACAGGUGAAGUUGAAUGGAAGUUCCGAGUUGUACAAGGUGCAAAUUGGAAUUCCAAUUUUAGAGCAACUUUUCAGAGGUUGACAAUAAGUAUUUGGGGCAUGCGCAAAUGUGAUAGUUUUGCUGGAGAUGACAAAAAUCUCUUAAAUAUUCAAGAAUGCCUUUUAGUUUUCAGUAGAAAAUCUAGAAAUACAAUCUAUUCAGAUUAACAGAUUGUAAUAUCUCACCAUUAGAGAAAUUGGAAAUUAAUAUGCAUAUCAGAUUCCUGUGUUAGUUAAUUGAAGGAGGAAUAAGAAUGGUUAAUGAAAUGUUUCUCUGAGGACCAGCACAGUGAUUACCCUAUCACUGAGUAUGAAUAAAUUGUUGAACACCUUUAUUUUUGUUGUAUUAAAAUUUUAGGUUAAAUUUAUGUAUGAUUAGAUAUUGAAGGUUGUGAAAUGUGAAUGAAAACGUGUAAAGUGAGGCUUCACAAAGAAUCUUAUUCUCCAUAUUUCAAAGGUAUUUGUUCUAUUUAAAAAUAAUUUUAAAAAUUGAGUGGUUCUGGCUACUUAAUGACACGAUGGACACUUUUUCCAAACAUGGGACAUAUUCUCCCCUUGAAGUACUCUAUUAUCUAUUGUCCAGUUGUAUAAAUUGAGUUACGGUGUCCUUCAGUGUAACAGGCAUUAAGAAAUUCUUUGUGAAACAUCACUGUUUGAUAAAGUAUAUACGUAUUUAGCAUCCUUGUUUUUCUUUGUGCUAAAGUGGAUACAGCUGUUGGGGCAGAAGAGACGGGACCAGCUGCUGGCCACAUUUCCUGCUUUAUUUUAAAAGGUAGUAUAAGAAAUGAGGAAAAAGAGGUAAUAUCAGGGCUUCUGCUGUCUUUUAUUUUAAAAUGUCCAUAAUAAGUAUUUUCCAGCAGUCCAAAGAUGUAAGUUAUCUUACACAUAAAAUGUUUUAUUUUGUUGUUAUUUGGUUAUGAAAAUGGAAUCCUUGUUCUUGCACAACUGUAAAUGUUUUGUUGCUAGAUAAUACGAUUUGAGACCUAACUUGGUCUCUGGUUUCCAGUGCAUCACAGUGUAUUUUGUAAAAUCAUCUGCACUUGAGCAUGAAUGGGUAGUAGCCAAACUCACAACCUGGAGUGAUGAACCUGCUUAUACCUAAGUGCAGGAGCAAGCCCCUCACAAUGCAGCUGCAUGGAUUUUUAGUGCCUACUGAAUUAUAUAUAUAUAUAUAUAUAUAUAUAAACCAAAAGUAGUUGGAAAAAUUAUUUGAAAUGACUAAUUUGUGCUAUCUUUAUGGAAUAUGUUAAAUGUAGCUUUUUGAAACAGAAGCCUUGAAUUGAAAUUUAAUUAAUACUUGAACAUUUUGUAUAUAUUUCUUUGUAUAUAAUUUUGUGCAGUACCAAUGAAAAAAUACGGUGUCAUAAUAAAACCAGGUUUGUUGAUCUUUCAGUUAUGGGCUCAAAGAAUUUAUUCAUCUCUAACAUGACAUUGGAAAAUAAUGGAUGACAAUAGGAAAAAUGAUUGUUGUUAAUGCUGACUGUGGGUCUUAAAAGGUUCUGGAAGCACUUAGCAGUGUCUACAAAAACGAAUCUUUUCCUACAACCUGUUAACUGACUGGACUGAUGGUAACAAAGUAAUUGUGGGAGCCAUGUCGGUCAAAAAUUUGGCAUCUGCUGAAAAAAAUGAAUGCCAUUUUCAAGUUCCCAAAUUACUUCUAUACUGAUUUCACUUUCCAGAAAUGGAGAUAUGAAAAGAUUCUCUGGAAUCCUUGAAAGACUUAAUAGAAAUACAUGAGACUAAGUUAAUUUUGGAACAAAAUUAUAUUUUUUUUUUUUGUCUUUCAUGGGAGUGAUACUCAGUUCUUUGCAUACCUUUUAAAAAUUGUAACCGUUGGAGAAGAGAAUUACAGUAUUUCAUCAAGGAAUGUUAGAUUCUUUACAUAAUCAAGAGUACAUUCUAUGGAAUUACAUUUAGUGGAGUAGAAUUACAUAAACAGGCCAUCAGUGAUCACAAGGCAUAUCAUGAGUUUGUAUUUGUUUCCUGGAACACGAGAGCUAAUCUGAAAUACAGACAGACGUUUCGGAGUAGAAAAGUUAAUGUAAAGUCCUUAACUAUAAAGAGUAGUCUUUAAAUAGAUGCAUUGAUUUAUCUGUAUAUCUUUGGAAAAAUUGAUUAUGAUGAAAUGUCUGGGUAGUUAAUUGCAAUUCAGGGUAAUACCAGGAUGUCUGGAUUCUGAAGUUUUGGCUUGAGCUUUGUCUGAGUACUUGACACUUGAAUAUUUUGAGGUCUCUAAUGAAUGGUAUACUAGUUUCUACUGUUUUAUGUUAAAGUUUCUGUAGUGUUAUGUAAGGGCUUUAGUAUUCUGGAUGAUGGGAGUGGCUUUUUUUGUGGAAUGUGGUUGUUUUAUUUAAUUGAAACAUUUUUCCAGUUUAUUACAAGUGUGAAAAAAACACUCAAAACUCUGGAUUGUUUUAUUUCAUUUUUGUUGGAUUAUGUUAAUACAUUCUUGCACCUGGUCUA
This is a messenger RNA of Diceros bicornis minor, 4213 nucleotides long. It is a transcript of the gene CREBZF, whose product is annotated as CREB/ATF bZIP transcription factor. Lineage: Eukaryota; Metazoa; Chordata; Mammalia; Perissodactyla; Rhinocerotidae. Gene Ontology annotation, biological process: regulation of transcription by RNA polymerase II. The transcript has 3 exons. Bases 229 to 1308 code for a protein of 359 amino acids. Gene Ontology annotation, cellular component: nucleus. Gene Ontology annotation, molecular function: DNA-binding transcription factor activity; transcription cis-regulatory region binding. The record is from RefSeq and is a predicted model, not a curated record.